AUGAGUGAUCUUUAUCAAGUCACUCAAAGGAAUAACGAAUCUUUGAAAGAAUUUCUUAACAGGUUUACAAAAGAAUCUCUACAGAUUCCAAAAUUAGAUAUGAAUACUGUCAUUCAAGCCUUGAAGAUGGGGUUAAGCAAAGAUUCUCCAUAUUAUCAAGAUCUUGUUAUGACGCCUUGCAGGUCACUAGAUGAAGCAAGGAAUCGUGCUUUAAGGUUCAUCGGAUUGGAAGAAGACGAAUUGCUGAGAAAAAGAAUGGAAACGCCAUCAACAUAUGAUCGUCCAAAUAGAAGAACAGAAACUCCUGUGUUCCGACCAAGCAAAAACAAGCCAUAUACAAGAGUUGUGCAACAAAGGACAAUCGAAAACCCUGGAAAUCCUCAAUAUCCUGAAUUAUCUGAAUAUUGUUUUUUCGUUAAUGUUGCAGGAAUCGUAGAAGCAAUGAAGAAUCUUGGGGACAAAGUCAGAUGGCCUCCUAAGAAGCCUAAGAAUGAUGCAAACAAAGAUAAGUCAAGAUGGUGUGCCUAUCAUGAAGAUUUUGGGCAUACUACUGAAGAAUGUUUUGCUUUCAGGAGAGAAAUUGGGAUACUUCUUGGCAAAGGAUAUCUGAUAGAAUUAUUCAGCAAAACGAAAGCUCAGGAUGUUGACGUUAAGGAUUUGGGCAAGCAGAGUCAACAACAGCCACCUAGGCCCAAAUCACCUCCAACUAAUGCUGGAAUUAUUAAUUAUAUUUCAGGUGGAUCGGAAGUGUGUGGUACAUCCUAUUCAGUAGCAAAAAGGAAUGCAAAGGAGGCUAAGUUAGAAAAAGAAGAAUAG
Molecule: messenger RNA, 816 nt
Organism: Erigeron canadensis
Lineage: Eukaryota; Viridiplantae; Streptophyta; Magnoliopsida; Asterales; Asteraceae
Exons: 1
Coding region: 1-816 (271 amino acids)
Source: RefSeq, a predicted model, not a curated record